Phlebotomus papatasi is the source of this 3431-nucleotide messenger RNA. RefSeq names its product E3 ubiquitin-protein ligase RNF19B-like. The transcript has 11 exons. Gene Ontology annotation, molecular function: ubiquitin conjugating enzyme binding; zinc ion binding; ubiquitin protein ligase activity. Gene Ontology annotation, cellular component: ubiquitin ligase complex; cytoplasm. NCBI's taxonomy places the organism in Eukaryota, Metazoa, Arthropoda, Insecta, Diptera, Psychodidae. Gene Ontology annotation, biological process: protein polyubiquitination; positive regulation of proteasomal ubiquitin-dependent protein catabolic process; ubiquitin-dependent protein catabolic process. The coding region runs from base 771 to 3005 and encodes 744 amino acids. The record is from RefSeq and is a predicted model, not a curated record.
UAGUUUCAUUCAAACCAUCGUAGCUUGUACACAUUUUACGUGAUUCAAUUGUGUAUUUUUUUUUUAUUAAAUAUUUGUGUCUUUCACUGUGAUUGAUAUGUUAUGAAAUUGAGAAGUGUAUCGAGGGUUGGCCUCAAGUGAUUUUCUUGCCUAACCAUUACAUGCACUAGUGCACUAAAUCGUAAAUUGACUUGGGGAAAUGUAUAUAAUUCCCGGAUAUAUUUAACAAACUGGGAGCAAAAGUUAAUUGAAAAUAGUGGUGACUGCAUAGAAAAUACUCAAUUAUUGGUAAUUCAAUACUCAUAAUUUAUUAAACAUUCUCUUUUGGUUUUUGUCUCGUGAUUAUGUGUGACAUUGUGUGUGAAUGCAAAAAAAUAUAAAUAAAGAAAAGUGUUUGUAGAGAUCUUGUGAAGAUGCAAAGAAAAUGAAAAAAAGAGCAGAAUUAAUCAAGAUAUUGAGGCAAUGCUACAAUUAUCCAUUGUAAAUGGAAAGAGUGUCACAAUUGAUCAUCGGCAACUUGUCUAGUCGAAGCUUAAAGAGUGUUCAACUUUGAGUGUUUUUUUUUCUUCUUAUGUUACUCCAAAAAGCACGAGUUAGUGGAAGAUAGUAGAGAAGCAAAAUAAAUUUUGUUAUUUGUGCGUCGUCUGGUGAUGUCUUCGGUAUCGAGUACAUUGCAGAAUAAUAUGAGUGGAGGGAAUAAAAUGCAAUUGAGUAAAUGCUAAUUGAAUUGCAGAAAUUAUUUGAAGAUCUUCAAUAACAAAAGUGUAAAGAUGCGAAGAAGUACACGGAAUGCAUUUAGUUUUCCGGACUUUUCGCUCAGGAGACUUCUCCUGCAGGGAGCCCGGGCAGCCCGUGGGAGUCCACCAUUGGGACAGCGUUUGUGUGAUGUGGAGAAGGGAUCGUCGAAGCACGAGAAGAGCCAUGCAAGUGCCAGCGGAAGUGGAAAUAGCAAGAGUCAUGGUGAUAUAUCAUCGUCAAAUGUGAAUGCAAGUAUAACACCACCACCGCCAAAAUGCACUAGUUUAUCAUCUUCCGAACAACGAGACUCAGACGGAGGUGGGGCAAUGGCUAAAAUGGGGGCUACGUCUGAGGAAUGUCUUCUAUGCUACAACCAUACAUCGCGUGAUGAUUUCUAUUCACUUCUCACAUGCAACCACACCACGUGCCGUGGUUGCCUCGAGAAUUAUCUGAUAAUUGAGAUUACAGAAUCCCGAACUGAUAUAGCCUGCCCUCUUUGCCUGGAGGCCAUGCAUCCGAGUGAUAUCCAGAAGUUACUGCAGAAUCACCCGUCCAUCAUGAGCAAGUAUGAAGAUUUUAUGGUGCGACGCGUCCUACUGGCUGAUCCGGAUUCACGUUGGUGUCCGGCACCGGAUUGUGGCUUUGCUGUAAUUGCCACAGGAUGUGCAUCGUGUCCACGCAUAAAGUGUGAACGUCCUGGCUGUGAUGUGAAUUUUUGCUAUCAUUGCAAAGCCGAAUGGCAUCCGGAUCAGACAUGCGAUGCUGCAAGGGCGUCUCGACAUAGUCCUACAAGAGCGCCAUCGGGGAGCAUUAGUCAAGACUCACAGCAUCGCGACGACAUUAAACCGUGUCCACGGUGUCAGGUGCUAAUUGUGAAGAUGGAUGAUGGUUCAUGCAAUCACAUGGUUUGUGCCGUAUGUGGUUCUGAAUUUUGCUGGUUGUGCAUGAAAUUAAUUACUGAUCUACACUAUUUAAGUCCAUCCGGUUGCACAUUCUGGGGUAAGAAACCAUGGUCACGCAAAAAGAAACUCCUAUGGCAAUUGGGAACUCUAGUCGGAGCACCAGUUGGUAUUGCACUUGUAGCUGGAAUUGCGGUACCAGCCAUGAUAAUAGGAAUUCCUGUCUGGGUGGGACGCAAAAUUCAUACACGCUACAAAGUUGCCGGGAAGCACAAGAGGAAUUGUGCUGUACUGGGAGCCGUUGCUGCAUCCGUCCUCGUGGCACCGGUUCUGGCCGGCUUAGCUGUAGCCAUUGGUGUUCCAAUUCUACUCUUCUAUGUAUAUGGCGUGGUGCCUGUGUCUCUCUGUCGGGCCGGUUGUGGAGUAUCUACCACAAAAGAUGGCUUCAAGUUUGACUUUGAGGAAGAGUAUAGUGCAGCAAGAAAUCCUGAUGCAGCAAGUGUUGAUGCUGUAUCGAGGAUUGGAGCCACGAGUAUUGGAGAAGUGAGUCUGAGUGUGGCCAGUGGAAGUCACUUGGGCGUUUCUGGUCAAAAUCCAAGUAUUGGUGUUGUGAGUUCAUCAACGCGAGAAUCCACAACAGCCCUUGCAGGCAGUAUUACUGGGCAUCGCUUGGAAGUGCAGGCGGACGUGAGUACAUCGGAAACGGCCUCAGCGGUAACGUGUGUAAGUGAAAAAUCCGGUAAUACUCUCAACGAUACAGCGUCCACUCGAGCCCUAGCUGGAUCAAUUCUCAGCUCACGUCAGCACAUUGAUUCGGCCAAUGUGAGUGAAGAUGGCAUUUCUGAACGAGUGCGAUUCGAUAGCACUGUUUGCUACGUGAUUGAUGGCAAGAAGGAGACGGACGCUUGGUACACGGUACCACUUGAUCAGGAUUUGGGAGCCGAUAAGUUGAGUGUAGAUAGUGGACGAUCAAUGAGAAGUUCUGAACGAUCAUUCCGGGAUGAGUUGGAUUCAUCGAGUUUGUCAUCGGGUCACAAGAGGAUGACAUUCUCACAGAGAAAACUGACAAAUUCCCAGAAUAGGAAUUUGUCUGUGGAUAGUAACACAGGUUCCAACAAUUACAUCCCGGAGAAUGUGAGUCUGGAGGUUGAGGAAGAGGAAGAGGGGAGCAAUGAAGCGACAAUAUCCGUGACAUUUGAACACGAUAUUGAUAAGGGGGCGGCAUCGUCUUCCAAGGGAAAAAGCACAGAGGCAGGGAGUAGUGCACCAAAAACUGACAAAUCAAAUGUUAAGCGGUCAGCAACGAAAACGGCUAUUUUGCGCAAUUUAUUCUUUUUCCAGAAUGAGAAUGGUGGCCCAAAAUCAUAGGAAAAUUCUUUUUUAUUUUUCUUAUCUAAACUCUUUAUAGAUGACAUUUUGAGAUUGUAAGUAUCUCAUGAUGCUCUAUGUAUUUCUUUUUAUUUCUCUAUUUAAGUUUUAUUCAUGCCCAUACGUUGACAGAUUUUAAUUUUGGAAUAAGAUAAAGAAUACGCACAUAUAAUCGUAUGCGUGUGUGUGGCUGAAUGUUUCAUAUUCCAAUUUAAAUUUUUCAUAUUUUUGAGAAUAAUUUCUCUCAAAGAAUUUUUAAAUGCGAUAAAAAUUCUCAGAAAUAUUUCCAUAAAUUCUUCCGGGAAGCAAGUGGUUUAAUACAGAAAUAACCUUUCUUUCAAGACAAGUUUUCCAAUUGUGGAAAAAUCAAAUUUUGAAAUAUUCAUAAUUUUUCUUUUAUGUUGAAAUAAAUUGGAUUUUACUGAA